Messenger RNA from Aureobasidium pullulans EXF-150, 1149 nucleotides. RefSeq lists its product as uncharacterized. Bases 1 to 1149 code for a protein of 382 amino acids. The record is from RefSeq and is a predicted model, not a curated record. The transcript has a single exon. NCBI's taxonomy places the organism in Eukaryota, Fungi, Ascomycota, Dothideomycetes, Dothideales, Saccotheciaceae.
AUGCCAACAACAAGAAGUGGUCGGGUUUUAGGCUCAGAACAGUCGUCAAACAGCGGCUAUGUCAGUUACCAGCAGGACUAUCACAAACCCAACCGUCGGAAAACUACAGUCCUCGAUCCGAUCAAGGACAAUAAGAGACUGGCAAGAGCAACAGAGCAGGCAGCCAAAGCUGAAGAAGCUCUUGAGCGAGUGGAAGCAGAGCAUGUCCCUGCCGACAUCUUGCAAGAACAAAGAGACCGGACCGAGCUACUCACUAUAGGCAGAAACCUCCUUGAAAGCAACCUUCAAGAAUGGGACAAGCGGCAUUCACUUCGACUGGAAGCAGAGUCACAAUCUGUUUCGCCUGAAUCUGAAGUCGAGUUUCUCAAGGCUUUAUGGUCUAAGCAAGUGGAUUCACCAGCGGAAGAGCCUUCUUCUGAGAGACAAAUAACAGACAAGGCACCGAGUCCUGCCCAAGACUCACGACCACAACAACAGACCGCUCCGAAGGUUAUCAAAACCAUCCAUGAGACAGCUCAACCGAUGCCGAACUGUAUGCUCAAUAUCGACAAUGCCUCAUUUCUUGGAGUCUGGACCUCAGUAGUCACUCAGUUCCUGCAUCCCGACCUGUCUUGGACAACAUGUUUAAGUGUCGGCAACGCGAUUGUGACUAUCUGCACAGCAUCCGACGCAUAUCACCAUGACCCUGCCCAAGACAACGACCGUCUGUCCAAGAGCGCUGCCAAAAACGAACUCGAAGUCAUGGGCUUCAGACUUAGACUCAAACACCAUCUAGCUGUUGUCGACAAUCAGAAAAGACCGGCCGACGAAGCCGCCCUGAAGAGCAAAUUUGACAGCAAAGACGACUACAAAACCCUCAAGGAAAGCCUCGAGUCUUCAUUACAGACCAGUCAUGGCGGCUGCAAGGACAACCUAGCCGAAGAUGCAUGGUUGUUCUACAACGAACUCAGGCCUACUGUCAAUCAAGGGCCUGAGUCUUGGUAUAAAAAGUCAGUCUUCAAUUGCUGGACGAUGCAUAUAAACCUCGUAGAGAGUUCGGGAAAGCGGUGUUCCCAAUCUAGGUUGGAACAGAUGAUGGAAGAGAGAGAAGAUGCUGCGAGAGCUUUUGCUUCACUCCCUGAUAUGCCUGCCAAACGUCGACGCAGAUGA